Molecule: messenger RNA, 2860 nt
Organism: Xiphias gladius (swordfish)
Lineage: Eukaryota; Metazoa; Chordata; Actinopteri; Istiophoriformes; Xiphiidae
Product: monocarboxylate transporter 7-like
Exons: 6
Coding region: 568-2376 (602 amino acids)
Biological process (GO): monocarboxylic acid transport; transmembrane transport
Molecular function (GO): monocarboxylic acid transmembrane transporter activity
Source: RefSeq, a predicted model, not a curated record
GGACUGCUAAAACAGCAAUUACUUUAUUCUAAACGGCUAUCUUUGCUUUAGGCGAACUACUGUUUUGUCAAGACUUUACAUCCAGCCCGUCUUGAAUUGAAUACAUGGCUCAAACAGGAGACAAAGUACUCACGAAGUAUUUGUGCUCAAUGUGACUAUACCGACCACACGAGCCGCCGCCGGACAGAGACCAUUGCGUCACCCUCACGAGGACGGACCAUAUGGCUCCCAAGUCAAUAUUAUCACCCCUCCCAUCCCUCUUAAUUAAAAAGGAAAUAAAGGUAACAGAUUCCCCUGUUUAAAACCAAUUAUUAAAAAAAAAAACAAGCAACACCCUGUAAAACAGGGGUCUCUUAAUGCGUUUUCCCCAUUCCAUAAAGGAAAUGGUAUUAUGGAAUUUAAUGAUGCUGUGAUAAAACGUGGUCUUAAUGGAACCACUUUAAAACGUUUUUGUUGUUGGAAACACGGAAGUACAAAAAGGAACAAAAAAAACAAAAACAAAAAAACACCUCAAAGAAAGCAAAUCCAAACCAGAACUUCAGAACCUUCAGCAGCGAACUCCUGGUCAUGGCACUGCGUUUCUUGGGGCCCAACGUGUACACAGAAGCCCCUGAUGGAGGCUGGGGAUGGGUGGUGGCUGUGGCCUUCUUCUUGGUGGAGGUUUUCACGUAUGGCACCAUCAAGAGCUUUGGCAUCUUCCUCCAGGACCUGAUGGCGGAGUUUGGAGAGACCAACAGCCGAGUCUCUUGGAUUGUUUCCAUUUGUGUGUUUGUCAUGACCUUCAAUGGUCCUCUAUCUUCUGUGAUGACCAACCGCUUUGGGUUCCAAAUUGUCGUCAUGAUAGGAGGAUUACUUAUUUCCUCGGGUACCAUUGCCACCAGCUUUACCUGCUCCAUCAAUCAAAUGUACAUCACCUAUGGAUUAGUUGCCGGUCUGGGCUACUGUCUGACCUUCCUGCCCACUGUGACCAUCCUUUCCCAGUACUUCACCCGUCGACGGUCUCUGGUCACAGCUGUGGCUUCCACAGGAGAGUCCCUGUCCAUGUUUGCCCUGGCGCCAGCCUUUUCUGCACUGAGGGAACAUAUUGGCUGGCGACAUACCAUGGCAGUGAUAGGAGCUUUGCAAAGCACCAUCAUCAUUUGUGGUGCUCUGCUUCGGCCAAUCGUUUUAAAACCCAGAGCUUCCCCUGAGACAGAGACUGACAGAUCGCCCCCAAAGGAACUGGAAGCCCUCGGUGCACAAGAGAAUGUAGAGGGCGCGAAUCCGGAGCAGUCGAUGACAGUCAAGACCUCACAUGCACGAAAUGCUUCACACAGUCUGGACAGUGAGCUAACCAGAAGCUCUGUGAACACUGGAGACUCUGGUGUCCAGUCUCUAAACGACACAGAUAACAGCAGCCCAGAGGAGAGGACAUUACUGCACAAAGAAGCAAGGUCAGAGACAGAGCAGAAAUUUGUUGAAAACGGUAAGGCAGAGGUUAGAGAACCUGAAACUGAGGAGGAGAAAGAGAACAAAGAUGCAGAGAAACAAGGAAUGAAAGAUGAGGAAAAUAAAUCAGGUGAUGAAAAACUAUCUGCAAAGAAUUCAAAACUUCUAGAUUUCUCCAUCCUCAGAGAAUGCAGCUUCAUUUUCUAUUCUCUGUUUGGGCUGUUUGCCACACUCGGCUUCUUCGCCCCUCAACUCUACAUCAUUGAGCUGAGUGUGAAUCGAGGCGUGGAGCGGGACCGUGCCACCUACAUGCUCUCCACCAUGGCUGUGGCUGAAAUCCUAGGCCGAUUCUCUAUUGGGUGGAUCCUGACACGGAAGCAGUUCAGGAGGAAGAAGCUGCUUGUUCUUCUGGCAUGUGUAAUCAUAAUGACUGUGGAUCUGGUGGGAUUUACUUUGGUUACGGAGUUCUAUGGCCUGGCUUUGUGCUGCACUUUGUAUGGCUUCUUUAUGGGGACAGUAGCAUGCACCCACAUCCCCAUACUGGCUGAGGAUGAUGUGGUGGGCAUAGAUAGGAUGUCUUCAGCUGCUGGUGUCUACGUGUUCAUACACAGCUUUGCCGGGCUGGCUGGACCUCCACUUGGAGGUGUGCUGGUGGAUGUGACUCAGAACUACGGCUCAGCCUUCUACUCUUGUGCAGUCGGCAUGGCGCUGAGUGCCGUGUUCCUUGGAUUGGUAAAACCUGCUAAGAAAGGAUUACUCUGUAGGAAGAGGAACUCAAAACACCCUGAAGACAUGCAUGAAAGCAAAGAGGACUCAGAGGAAAAGAGUGGAGAGCAUAAACUGGACAAAACUGACAGUCCUCUCGGUUGCUCCGAAGCAAAAGUCAACUUGGACCACAACCAAGCAGGGGCUGCAAGAGAUGUCCAGGAGGUUAUACGUUUUGGUUGAACUGAUAACAUAGGCAAAGGGUAAUUAAAAGGGUCAAGCCACACAGAGGUAAAAGGCUAUGUAAAGACUACUGCUUCCAGAAUGCUGAAGUGACACGAAUACAAUGAAGAAGACAACCAAGAUGAAGUGUUUAACAUAGACCUCUGUAGAUCUGGUUUCUGAGAGCAAUCUUGAGAAUGACAUCACAAUAUUGAGAUCACAAUAUGUAUGUAGCAAUUAUGCCUUACAUACCUAAUGUACCAAACUGUUUUUACCAGAGUCAAUACUGUUAUAAUUGAAAUGUGUACUAUUAAAUUAGCUUUAAGUGAGUAAGCUUUUGAUAUUGUCUUGUUUUAAUGCACAGUGGUGUGAAAUUUUGCUGGAAGGUAUGGACCUAUUCAAAGUGGACCAUGAAUGACGCAGUGUGUUAAUGGAGAUGUCUUAGAUAUUCCAGAGAGAAGACCAAUUAAACACUGAUCAACUAAUUACCUGCUGGGGAUCAAUA